AUGUAUGCCAGGACGAAUGCAAGCAGCACACAUGGAGACUUUCAAGACAGAAACGGAGUAAACUACGUGUCAUCGUCAGAGUCUUUUGGCCACUGCUCCCAAUUGUUCUGGAAAAAGGACCCCAACGACUCCGGAGUAAGAAAACCCCCAAUAGCUAGCGAGCUCAGCCAGCAAACGAAGGCAGCAAGCGGCCAGUGGGGCACCAUGCUCCUCACCAAGCACCAACUGAAGCCUGUUUAUUACGCACAGAGGCCCGCUGUGGCGUUUGCUGCUCGUCCAUGUUAUACCGCCACCGACCCCUUUGGGGAAUUAAAUCCAAGUUCAACCAUCAGCUGGUGCGAUCAGCUGCCCUCCUCCUCUGCUGCCCUGUCUAGCUCCAGUCUGUCCUCAGCGUCUCUCUCUACCUCCAGCCUCUCCAUGGAAUCCCAAGCACCAGCACCGGCCCCGCCGCCGCCGCCGCCAUCAGCAACAACAGCCACAGCGGAUGACAUGGACUCGGACGAGAGGCCAUAUGUGUGUGACCUGUGCAGCUGUGCCUACAAGCACGCCAGCUCGCUACUGAACCACAAGCUCACCCACAAGACUGGAGACUUCAGGUGUGACUUCUGCAGCAAGCCCUACACCAACUACAUGUCCCUGCGCAACCACAUGCGGAUUCAUGGUCAGAAGCGCUACAUGUGUGACCUGUGCGGGAAGGCCUUCCGCCUGGCACGCUACCUCCGCAACCACCAGAGGAUCCACGAUGAUGGGCCCAACCGCUUUGACUGCCCCUCCUGCUGUAAGAGCUACAGAACCAUGCUGGAGCUGGCCCAGCACCGCUGCAGCGCCGCAGCGUCCAAUCAGAACCGGUUCAACUGCCCGUCCUGCUUUAAGAGCUACCGAACCAUGCUGGACCUGGCCCAGCACCGCUGCAGCGCCGCGGCCAAAAACCAGGUUGGUGUGAGCGUGCGUGUGUGUGUGUGUGUGUGUGUGUGUGUGUUGCCGCAGCUGAAGGCCUUUAUGUCUGAGCAGCACCAGCAGCUGGAGGAAGAGCCGUUUGGAUCUCAGUCCCCUCACACUCAUCUGUCACAGCUCCAGUUGUGCUUCUGUCUGAUGCCUGGCAGCGGCGGCCGGCGCGGCAACUUCUCGGCCGCCCCUCGCCGCCAGCAGCAGCAGCAGAACAGCGGCGGCUCCCUGAUGCAGCCCCCGCACGGAGGACACGGCCAGCAGGAGCCCCUGCCCUCGCACUGCGUCUCUCCCAUGUCUCAGGGGGGGCAGGGCGGCGUGGCCAGCCAGCCCGGGCCAGACCCCCACCAGCAGGGCCGGCCCAGCUCGGUGCCCUCCCAGAGCAGCCAGCAGAGCAUGAGGAGCUCCACCUCCAACAAACACGUCCCCUCCUCCAGUGCCAACCCGUCCUCCUACUCCCUGCUGCAGCCCCUGGUGCCAGAUGUGAAGGAGAUCAGCUCGGGAUACACCAGACUGAGCGCCAACCCCAUGGUAGGACAGAGCGCCUCCUGUGCAGCCCAGGGCCCGCUGGACCCAGGGCCCGCUGGGCCCACGCCGGACCUUACCUACAGCCCACCUGCCACUGACUGUUGCCCUUUUGUCUCCUCCCAUCUGUGUCUUUCCCUCCUCCCCCUGCAGCCCAAGCACCAGGACACUUUCUCUCUGGCCCCCCAGCGGCCCCUCACCACCAUCAACCCCAUUGGCCACUCCCUUCAUCCGAACGGAGCGCCCUCAAUCAAGCCUUCCCCCGUGCCCCGCAGCAUCCAGGCCAUGCCCUGGGAGCAGCGCUCCCUCUACAACCAAUAA
Molecule: messenger RNA, 1791 nt
Organism: Menidia menidia (Atlantic silverside)
Lineage: Eukaryota; Metazoa; Chordata; Actinopteri; Atheriniformes; Atherinopsidae
Source: the annotation of a GenBank genome assembly